Kockovaella imperatae is the source of this 747-nucleotide messenger RNA. RefSeq lists its product as hypothetical. NCBI's taxonomy places the organism in Eukaryota, Fungi, Basidiomycota, Tremellomycetes, Tremellales, Cuniculitremaceae. The coding region runs from base 87 to 635 and encodes 182 amino acids. Gene Ontology annotation, molecular function: inositol hexakisphosphate binding. The transcript has 3 exons. Gene Ontology annotation, biological process: phosphate ion transport; cellular response to phosphate starvation. Gene Ontology annotation, cellular component: cytoplasm; Golgi apparatus; plasma membrane. The record is from RefSeq and is a predicted model, not a curated record.
CUAAGCCGCGGUGCAGGUGUUUGACGGGACUGAAUCUCUUCCAGGACCUGAUCGUCGAUUGGAGUCUAUUCCGACCGCACUCUGCCAUGUUGCGCCAGGAGAGAGGGUACAGCAGUCGACACGUAAGCUGUCCCCCGUCUCGGCGUAUUUUCCAGAGGCUGAAAGUAGUACAGAUCUACUACUUCGCGAUGGUCACCAACGUCCUAGUCCGGUGGGAAUGGAUCUGGUACUUGCCCGUUGCAGGCCGCUACGUCAGAUUACGUACCUAUUUUAUUGCUCUGGCAGAAAUGCUCCGUCGGUGGCAGUGGAACUUUUUCCGAGUAGAGACCGAACACUUGGGUAAUGCCGAUGCGUACCGAGUGACGCGGGAGAUUCCACUGCCCUACCGUCGAAUCGAGCAUGAUUCCGAGGAGGAUGAAAUGGGUCCGAACAGAGCCUCUAAGCGACCCGGAAGUCUCAGUAUCAGGUUGGAAGCUUUGAAGCGAGAAAUCCUAGGCAGGGGACCUAAAGGCGAGGGGGAUGGGAAUGGAGAUGGACAUGAGCCUCAGCGCCAUGUUCAGAGAGAUUAUGAGGCUGGACAGAGACUGGAUCCUGUCGUCUCCAGGACUAGGGACGGUGAUGAGAGCGAGGUAUAGAGCUCUCUGCAAUGCACAAAUUCAUCUUUAAGUCCCUAUCUAUGUAGGCUUCCGUCUGUUCAGUCAGGGCUGAUGGUCCGUUUUGGGUACUGUGCAUGGAAGUUGCUGAUUG